Closterium sp. Yama58-4 is the source of this 2013-nucleotide messenger RNA. Lineage: Eukaryota; Viridiplantae; Streptophyta; Zygnematophyceae; Desmidiales; Closteriaceae. The record is from the annotation of a GenBank genome assembly.
AUGCUGCGCGCAUUGGAGUUGUGGGAGCUGCUGGAUAUCAAACACAUGGGCCCGCUCAAAGUCACGCUCGCUGCGGAGGGCGUGGUGAAGCUGAUAGCAGGAGACGACGACUUGAGAUGGAAGCUUGCAGGUCUAGAGCGUGCUCGGGAGCUGGGAGUGCUAGCGAGGAUAGUGUGCAUGCUGGGCAAGCGGUGCAGUGACGUGCGCCUGCACGGGCUGCCACAGCGCCUGGCGGACCUGCAGGCGCAGAGCGCCGGGCCCAACGCACUCAUCUUCCACCCCAAGGAGGAGGCCUUCCUGCUCAAGUAUUUGGAGGAGAUGGUAGCAGCAACGAGCACGUUGCAUCUGGAGAUGACAACCCUAGACAACCUCCUGCCAAGUUCGCACCCACUGCGCCUGUCGCGCAUGGUGCGGGAGGGGCUGGCGCGGUCGGGCAGCCUGGGCGUGGGGGCGCUCUCACAGGACCGCAUCCAGGGCCAGAUGAAGCUAGUGGAGCGCUUACAGAAGGAGUCACUGUGGUGUGAAGACUUUGACAAGUCCGUUCUGCUGCUAGCAGCAGCGGUGGUGAUCCUAUCGCGUCGUCUGCGCCUGCUGUUUGGCUCCCCCGAGGUGGACGCACAGCACACGGCGCACACGCUGGGGGAGCGCGGCCUCGCACUGCACUACGCGCACACACUGCUGCUCGUGGAAAGGAUCGUCAACAAGCCCACCGCGCUGCUGCGCGUGCAGAGGGACGACCUAUACCGGCGGCUACCGGGCAACGUGAAGCACCAGCUGCGGGUGCGGCUGAACCAGCGCCCGCGGCCCUUUGACAUCGAGGCCGCAGCGGAGAUCCGGCGCACGCUAGAGUACAUGCUGGGGUGGCUGCUGCCCAUGGCGCACGCCACCAUCACAUGGCAGACGGAGCACAGCUAUGGGUGCCACUUGAGUAAACGCCACCGCACGCUGCAAGUGCAGACGCUGUACUAUGCGGACAAGGACCGGUUUGAGGUGUGUCUGGUGGAGCUGCUGGUGGGGCUGAGCUAUAUCUCGCGGCCCCCCGGGCUCACCAACCUGCAGCCCGGGGAAGAGGCGCCCUGGCGCCUCUGGCUCACCACGGGGGGGCACAUUCCCCCUGUGGGCGCGGAUGGGCGCGUGGGGAAGGACAGGGGGCGCGGGAGGGGGGACGGGAGGGGGAGAGGGGGGGAGGUGGGGAGCGACGGCAAGGGAAGCAGGUCAGGUGUAGAGGGAUCAGCAGAUAGGGCAGGAGACAGGGCUGUGCAGGGAGGGAUGGUGGGCGAGGCAGCAGUGGGAAGGAGAGCAGGGGGAAGGGGGACAGGAGGGGAGCAAGGUGCAGAGCCCAUGAAGCAGGGUGACAGAGGAGGCGGUGGUGGGGCAGGGGAUGGGGAUGGAGGUGAGUUUGAGGGUAGGAGUAGGGGUUGUGCUGUUGGGGCAGGGGCGUGUGCAGAGAGGGGUGGAGAUGGGAAGAGGGAGGGGCAGGUGUCAGGGGAAGGUGCUGCAUGUGGGGAGGGGGCGGGGAGGGCAGCAGGGGAGGGUGGAGGAGGGGAAGGAACAAGUGCAGAAGCAAGGGAAGGUGGGACAGUUGCUGAUUAUGCCACCACUGCAGGUGGUGCUGUUGGCGAUGUGGGUGUUGAUGGCAAGAGUGGCACGGAUGGCAAUGAUGCUGGUGACGAAAAUGGCCGUGAAAAGCCUCUUGGGGUUCUUGCUGCCAAUGCAGCAGCCAUGGCACCGGCCGCUGCAGUCACCGAAUCAUCUGAACCACCAGCAGCAGCAGCAGGAGCAGCACGAGGAGCAACGUGUCAGCAGGUUGCAGGGGUUGGGGAGGCAGAGGAUUCAGCUGCCUUGGCAAGGAAGGGCUCAAAUGAGGAGGAGGUGCACUCAAGUGGAGGAGUGGAAGGGGAAGAGGCCAGUGCAGGGGGGUUGGGAGGCGACGGAAGAACUGGUGGUGACGUUGGGCUUGGCAAGAGUGAGGAGGGGGGCGAUAGGGACGGGAGUGAGGAGAAGGGGGGUUAG